Poeciliopsis prolifica (blackstripe livebearer) is the source of this 1809-nucleotide messenger RNA. It is a transcript of the gene nkx2.2a, whose product is annotated as NK2 homeobox 2a. Gene Ontology annotation, biological process: regulation of transcription by RNA polymerase II; cell differentiation. NCBI's taxonomy places the organism in Eukaryota, Metazoa, Chordata, Actinopteri, Cyprinodontiformes, Poeciliidae. The transcript is spliced from 2 exons. The record is from RefSeq and is a predicted model, not a curated record. Bases 269 to 1114 code for a protein of 281 amino acids. Gene Ontology annotation, molecular function: DNA-binding transcription factor activity, RNA polymerase II-specific; RNA polymerase II cis-regulatory region sequence-specific DNA binding. Gene Ontology annotation, cellular component: nucleus.
CAGCCACUUUGGCAUCCUUCCUGGACUUACAGAGACCGAAUCCGCUGCUUCUUGCAUUGCUCAUAGGCGAUGGUUAUCCACAGAGGCUGGUUUGACUGUACUUCAGCGUAGAGCGAUACUUACUCAUCCACAUUUUUUCUCUGCUUUUUUUUCCCCUCUCCUUAUUAGUUUUUUUUUUUUUCCUUCCUAUUCUCACAACAGCGGAUUGUUACGACAAAAAAGCUGCUGCAAGCAACUUUUCCCUGCAUAUUUCCCCCCCUACCAGAAUAUGUCGUUGACCAACACAAAGACGGGCUUUUCUGUAAAGGACAUUUUGGACCUUCCUGACACGAAUGACGAGGACGGAUCUAUCACCGGAGCGGAGGAAGACACGGAGGGAUCGGAGACCGCAUCCACGACGAAAAACGGUGGAGUUUUGGUGCAAAGUCCUCUAGAAAACGUUCAGAAUCUACCUUUAAAGAACCCCUUUUAUGACAGUACUGACAAUCCCUACACACGAUGGCUUGCUACUACGGACAGUAUUCAAUAUUCAUUGUUUCUCCCGUUUCUUGUCGCAGUGCACGGUUUGUCCGCCAGCUCUCAGGACUCCGCCAAGUCUCCGGAGCCGUCCGCGGACGACGAAUCCCCCGACAACGACAAGGAGACGUCCAGCAGCGGCGGCAGCGACUCGGGCAAGAAGCGAAAAAGGAGGGUGCUGUUCUCCAAGGCGCAAACCUAUGAGUUGGAGCGCCGCUUCAGGCAACAGAGGUACCUGUCCGCCCCAGAGAGGGAGCACUUGGCCAGCCUCAUCCGUCUCACCCCGACCCAGGUGAAGAUCUGGUUCCAGAACCACCGGUAUAAGAUGAAGAGAGCCCGGGCCGAGAAAGGUAUGGAAGUGACCCACCUCCCUUCUCCUCGGCGGGUGGCCGUGCCCGUCUUAGUCAGGGAUGGGAAGCCUUGUCACACUCUUAAAGCUCAGGACUUGGCGGCCACUUUUCAGGCCGGGAUUCCCUUCUCGGCGUAUAGCGCUCAGUCGCUCCAACACAUGCAGUAUAACGCGCAGUACGGCGCCGCGGCCACACCGCAGUUCCCCACAGCACAUCACUUGGUGCAAACGCAACAGUGGACUUGGUGAGAAACAAAACAAAAACAAAUUAUAAAGACUUGGUUUGGAGGGUGGGCUGUAGGGUGUUUCACCGCAAAGAAAGAAAGAAAAAAGAAAAAAAAAAAACAAAAAAGACUUUUCAUUUUUGCAGCUUGACUCAUAUAUAUACUACUACCAUUUUUAUUCGGGGCUCAUGUGUGCGCCGUGUUUACAUGUUUUCGUUAAGAGAACUGGGUCCAAACCUCUCCCUUAUAGAUUUUAUUAAGAAAUGUCAAUGCUCUUCUUGUGACAUAUUUUUUUGUAAAGUAUGUUGUGUGUUGGUUGUAGAGAUGUUUUACUUUUUUUUUUAAUUAUCAUUAUUUUUGUUCCCCCUUUUGUCCCUUCGUGUUAUUAUCAGCACGUGCGAACCACUUUAUAAUUAUGAAAAAUUUUUAAUUUCUUGCUUCUUUUAUGGACCGAAAAAAAAUAUUUAUGGCCAUGAAUAAAAACUGGCAAGUUUUCAGCCUUUUUUGUUUUUCUUCCUUGUAAAUAUUUGCAGCCGGGUGGUGCAUUUGGAUGCAGCUCGGGACUUAAAUCUCCAAAUUUAUUUUUUUCUUUUUGCGAACAUGCUGUGAGAUGUGUAAAAUAAUAAUAAUAAUAAUGCGUGCUGACGCCGCAGUUCAAAAUGGACAACUAUCUUCAUUUUUAAAGUAAUAACUUUUAAAUAAAAAUGUGACUGAAAUGAG